GCGGGAUAGAAUGACAAUGCCUCAAUACAAUAGUUUAUACAUCCUCAAUAUAAAAGUAUUCGGACUUAUUUAAACUUUUGAACAUAAAUUUAAAAGAUCUCUCGUUUUAGUAUGAUUUAAUGAAACCAAGUCUGGAUAUAGUUACAGCACACUAACAAAAAUGGCAAAUUUAGACACACUUUUGAAAAAUAAACGGAAUAGGAAUUAUAUUUCGUGCCUUCUUGUAACUAAAAAGGUUGGUAAAGCAUUGGGACCAUUCACCGAAGACAAGCUUCAACACAUUCAUGGACAAAUAGUGAGAAAAUUAGGCGCACAGAAUGCGUGCACUGAUCAGUGCAGUCAACAGUUCAAAAACAAUUUCAACAGGUGGUGUAUUACAUGCACUACAUGGAGGGCGGAGCUCCUACGAUUUCAUUUGUUUCCUCGGAAGAUCACGUGGUCUGAACUUCACUCAUGGGAGUGGCCAAACAAUCCAAAACACAUUUCCGAGGUUUUCAUGAUUCAAGGUUUCAACAAAACGAAUCUGAAUUUAGAAGACGUGACUGUAUCAUUAAACAUUUGGAAACGAUGUUCCGAGUUUCAAAGAAGUCUUAUACCAAUGGCAGACGCUGUAAGGGGCUGUAGAAAUCAGUUAUGCCAUGAUAUAUUCGAAUGUGAUGACAAUUUAAAGACGGAAGUGUUCGCAAAUAUCAAAAAGUUAAUUCAUCACAGAGAUUUAUCACCAUUAAUUCCUGAUAUUGUUGACCUCUGUGAUUGCAUUCGAGACCUAGAAAAGGACCAACUGAAUAUAUAUUAUAAACAAGAAUUGGAAAACAUUAUACAAGGUAGAUUAACUGAUGUCGAAACACAAGUCAGCAUGCUGUCAAAUAUAUGCUAUAUGGUUAUGUUUGUCGUUUGCUUUAUGGUUAUGUUUGUCGUUUGCUUUUUAACCGUAUUGCAUUUCUGGUCACGUAACACAUUAUCGCCGAGGACAUCGACAAUGCCCAGGAUGAGAACGUCUGAAAUAGGAGAGUGCGUAACAGAAGACAUCUACGGGGACUUUCCAAAUCCAUUAAGUUUGGAACCUUAUUUAAAACGCCACAAAAAGUUAGUUGGACGUGAAUGGCUCUUCGAUAUUAUUACAAAAAGUAUUCAAACUAUGAAUCCUUCAACGCGCGGCCUAGUCAUGAAAGCAGACAUGGGAUACGGGAAAUCAGCUUUCGUCGCCCAUACCGUAUGCGCAGAUGAACACAGCAAGGGGUUUCGUUUAAGAAAAAUGUUAAUAGCAUUUCAUAUUUGCAAAUUCGAUGUUUUAUUAACGCAGAAGCCCGGGCUCUUCAUUCGAAGACUUACAUCAAUGAUUUCGCAUUUUGUACCCGAAUUAAUGACUCAACUAUUGACUGAAAGACAAUGCUUCGAACACUACAAUGGUGAUUUCUGCAACGAAGAUUAUCUAGGAUGCAUCGACAUUUGCUUAAUUAAUCCGUUACAAGCGUUAUCGAGAAAUGAUUUUACAACUUCUCUCAAACUGAUCAUUAUCGAUGCUAUAGACGAAUGUGGGAAUCCAAAGGACGCAAGCGACAACGCAAUCAUUGAAAUAAUUCGGAAACGUUUCCAUUUGUUUCCAACUUGGAUUAAACUGUUAAUGACAAGUCGUAAGCUGAAGCCACAUGCACAGCUUAUGUUGGAUUUUAAUGUGAUAUAUCUGCAUACUUUGGAGAAAAGAAACCUACAGGAUGUACGAUCAUAUUUGAACAGAACAGAAAUAAAUAGGCUAGACAUGCCGUCGACUUUUCUUAUCGCACAGUACAUGGUUGAUUCAAAUAGCUACAACGACUCGAAUAUAAAAAACCUUGACAGAUUUUAUUUUGAUCAAUUUGAAAGAAUUUUUGGGGACGAAUUUAAAAAUGCAAGGAAAAUUUUUGAAGUGACAGUAACUACGUAUUUAACAAAAACAAAACAUAAUAUUUUAAAAGUAAUUACGGAUUGUUUUACAAUACACAAAGACACCUUAAAUGAUGAACUCAAAAAGGUUGAGCAAUUCUUUAUAACUGUAAAUGACACUGUUACAUUUACCCACCAGUCCGUUGUGAAUUGGUUAGAAAACAAAGCUUCUAAAACAUUUAAAAUACAGAGAAAAAACGGCCAUACAAUCAAUGCUCAAUAUUUACUCAAUCAAAUUGACAACAUGUAUAUUAUUGACACGGAUAUUGUCAACCUAGCAAUACACAUAAUGAACUCAGAAGCAACUGGAUUAAUUGAUCGAUUUAAAAAUAUAAGCCAUGAUCAAAUAACGCUUUUGGAAAGGACCUACUCUGAAUCACCUUUGAUACGAUGCGUGAAACGCCCUGACUGUUCAAAUAUACCGCAUACUCUGUAUUACCAUUUCAACAACACUGAAGAGCUGAGUAGCGAAAAUUUUACUGCGGCGUACAUUGCUGCUGCUACGGGGAAAUUGUCCGCUUUAAAAAGCCUUUGUUACCAUGGGGCUAAUGUGAAUUUUAGAGUGAAAUCUUACCACGGAACGAUGCUUGCAGACGUUGACGUUGCCGUUCAAAUCGCUACCUUGAUGAAACAAUGGGGUUACGGAUUACUCGAUAUUGCCUCGCAAAAUGGACAUUUUCAAAUAGUAAACUUCAUUUUGACUGAUAAUACUUUUUUCGGCAACUACACAUAUCACAUAUUGAAUGGCAUCAAUUUAAAGCCUGUGCAUCUUGCGUGUAAGUCUGGUUAUGUUGAUACGGUCAAGGAGUUUUAUAUUUACAACAAAGGUAGUGUUGACUGGCAAUGCCUGUAUUUUGCAGCAGAUGGAGGACAUUUGUCUCUAGUGUCGUACUUAAUGAAUGAAUUGAACAUUACUGACAGGUGCCGGGAGUGUAAUGAAGUUCUUACGUGGCUUUCUGAGGGGUGUUCCCGAAUGCAAGGAAGAAAAGUAGAUACAGUGUGUCUUUAUGACGAUUGGGGUGAUCUAUCAUGUGAAAGUGCACUUCAUGCAGCAAUUCGAGGUGAUAAUGUUAACAUAAUGAAAGCGAUUAUUUCCAAUAAUGGUGGCUCAACGCUUAGUUGUAUGGAUCGAGGAGGGAGACCACCUUUGCUUGUAGCAAUUCAAAAUAAUCGUAAGGAUAUGGUGCGUUACAUCCUUGAUAAUCACAAGAAGUUUGCAAACAUAAGUUAUUCGUGUGGAAAUACAACUGAGAUCAAAGAUAAACUCCAACUUAAUUUAUAUGAAGAAAAUCUACUUAAUUCGCAGAUAUGUAAACGACUCGAAGAUGUUUUAGCAGAGCAAGGAGACUUUUGGAAUUUCACAGGUUUUAAUGAGCAUGGACUGCAUUUGGAUUUCUUUACGCGUGAUGCAAACGGGUGCUUUACCGCUCAUUCUGCCGCCUGCGGUGGGAAUAUAAGGUUACUUAAGCAUUUGAUACACGACCAAAGCACGGAUAUAAUGACAUUGCUUUGUAAUAACAUGUCUUCACCAUUGCAUUCAGCAGUAAUUUGCCAAAACAACAUAUCGUUCUAUUAUAUAAGAAAUCAAGUUAACAGUGCUAACAUAGAUCUUCAAAGGUAUAGGUUUGCAUACAUGUGGCUAGCCGUUAAACAGAGGCCAUUUUCAUUAGACCCAAAUAAACAGACCUUAUCAUUUAUAAUUUUGGAUAUGUAUUCCAUCUAUCCUGAUACCAUUCAUGGAAAGGAUCGCUUUGGGAGAAACCCUUUACAUUAUCUUAUUCAGAACGGCCAUUCAAAUGUGUUAAAUACACUUUUUCAGACACAUGGGGAUACUGUUGAAGCUUUGUUGACUAGAACAGAUUAUUUGGGUCAAACACCAUUUAUGUUUUCAGUCAGAAGAUUAAGCAAACGAAAACGUUUCGCCGUUUUGAAAAAGCAUUUUAAUUUAGAGACAGAUUUUCAAUUAGGUGAAUUGCUCUUAGACCAGCGGCUCCUAACUCAAUCUGAAUAUACGUUUAUCGUUUCAUUACAUUUUGGAAAAUUAAGGAAUUUAUUAACCAGUCCGGUCAAAACAAAAAUUUUAGAAAUAUUAAUCAAGAAGAGAACUUUUUACUUAUUUCAAAUGUGUUUAUCACAUAUAUUUGAUGAGCAUGAAAGGUAUCAAACAUCUGUUUUGAAAUCAAUUUUGAAGAACGAUUCUCAUGGACUAUUUCUAAUGUUUUAUUACAAGAAACUAGCACUGGAUAUCGAAACAUUUGAUUAUAACGUUCAUAAUAUAAAACAGAUUCUUCCAUUUUUAAUUUGUAAUGAUUGUGACAGUCUAAUUGAAAGUUGUCUUAUACAUAAAACGAUACAUAAAUUCGCAGAAUUCGAAAAGGUAAACAGCUUUCUUUAUAAGGAAAUUGUUUACCCUGAAAUAACAUCUGUUGUAAAAUUUGUUUUUGAAAGAGUAAACAGUUCUGUCUUGACACUCUGUAAAAAUGAAUACAGUCAAAAUGUUUUAGAUGUUGCAAUUCAACAAAAGUCCGUAAUGUUCACAACUUAUUUUCUAGACAAAGGGGUCUCGCCUAGUUUUUCACAUGAAUCUGUUUUAUCCAAGGCCAUCAAAACGUCGGUCUCUAAGGAAGUCAUUUUGUUCACUUCAAUUUGUAAUGGCACAGCUAUAGAAAUAACAUUUUUGAAAUUCAAUGAUAUUUUAUCUAUUCUAAACAGAUCUUCAACGGAAGACAAGAAUGAUAUAUUUCAAGAGUUAGUACUCAAUAAUGUUGUUAUAGACGGCUCAUUAUUGCUAUUUCAGGACAAUGAAACCGAUUCCUUUAUUUCGUUGUAUAUACAUACAUUUUAUCGGUCGAUUUCUAGGACGUUCAUAUGCGACACAAAUUCAACAAACUUUUCUUUUAUACAUUUUCUUUCCCUUCAAAAGUUCAUUUAUUCCGUUAAAGCUUGCUUCACAUAUUUUGGAAAGGAAAUCUUGGAUUGUAGAAAUAAAGACAACUUCACACCAGCAUACCUUGCCUUGGUAUUCGACAGAGAAAAUAAAACGUUAGACUUUAUUCAAUCAAAUCUUCACAGUAAAGGAAAAAUCACAUAUCCGGACAAAUAUGCUGAGCACUAUUUAGUGUACAUUCUUUCAACCGCAUUUAGCAACUCAAAUAGAAUAACGCAUCAGAUUUCAUGCCGAGAUAAGUUUAUGAGAAAUCGUAGGAAGGUAUUUUAUCAUUACAUAAAACUUUACAACUGUUUAAAAUCUUUCUCCACAAUUUUCACUACAGACGAGGUUGUACAGGCAUAUAGAACGAUAAAACGUUCCUUUAAGGCUGUGAUACGUUUAAUAUCAUUUUAUUACUUACACCAAUCACUGAAUCAAAUUUACACGUACAAUAAUCCAUCUAAAUUAGCAAUUGGAAAACAAAUUCAAACGUUUAGAUAUUUUGUUUCAAAAAUAUGUGUCUUUUUGUUAAAAUCAGGAAAAAACAAAUUUCCAAGACACAUGUCUGCAGAUCUAUAUAAUGAAAUGAAAAAACACAUGCCUGUUAAACAUCAUUGGGUUUUAGAAGAAGACUUGUAUACAAUUGUGAAGGAAUCUGAUACAGAUUGGUGUUACAACGACAUCAAUUUUGCCUUUGAUACAGCAAAUAUAUUUUAUUCAGAUUUGUCUCAGUUGUCAACUUUUGAAAGUACAUUAAAUGGUAUUGUUUCAGGAAUUUUGAAAAUGGUUGUUAAAACAAACAUAUUGCGUUCUAAUUUUACUACACCUUUUCUGAUUAAACGAGGAAUGAGGAAUAAGUGCACAUCUCAUGGUCGUUCUUAUUUACAAAAUGAAUCUAAGCGAUUUUCCUAUUUAAAUUGUAUUUCAUCUCUGCCAAUAUAUAGCUUUGCGUUUGACAUGAACACCUUUCAGGAAUUGGAGUAUUUAAAAGGUAUUUCGUCUGCACAAAAGCGCUAUAUUUCGUUGAUGUCAGGGUUUGAGUUAAAGCAACUCUUUUCAGAACGUAGAAAAGGAGAUUGAAGAAAAAAAUCUGGCCGCUUUUCAGUCCUUUUUUUUAUAUAACUCUCAACAUAAUGUAGCCUCAACAAAUUGAUGUUUUUCAAAUGCUGUUAAUAUACAAUAUCUUUAUAACUUUCGAUUGGCCCCUCUUGUUUCUCAUUUGUGUUUAUUGUAUUUUAUGUUUGACAAAAUGUGUGUGUACAAACAUUUUUAUUAAAAUGAAAAAAGAGUAAAUAAUGAGAGCAUAUUGAAUAAUAUUUUUUGCUUAUAAGAGGUAAAAUAUGAUGUAACAUAGACCAAAAUAUUAUAAUUCAUCCAUACCUAUAUUAUGUUUCACAGUUUAGAAAAUAAAUGUUUAAUGAUA
This is a messenger RNA of Mya arenaria, 6275 nucleotides long. RefSeq lists its product as uncharacterized. Lineage: Eukaryota; Metazoa; Mollusca; Bivalvia; Myida; Myidae. The record is from RefSeq and is a predicted model, not a curated record. The coding region runs from base 161 to 5932 and encodes 1923 amino acids. The transcript is spliced from 3 exons. Gene Ontology annotation, molecular function: protein binding.